This is a messenger RNA of Spinacia oleracea (spinach), 1474 nucleotides long. RefSeq lists its product as uncharacterized. The transcript has 7 exons. Gene Ontology annotation, molecular function: structural constituent of ribosome; small ribosomal subunit rRNA binding. Gene Ontology annotation, biological process: translation. NCBI's taxonomy places the organism in Eukaryota, Viridiplantae, Streptophyta, Magnoliopsida, Caryophyllales, Amaranthaceae. Gene Ontology annotation, cellular component: mitochondrial small ribosomal subunit; ribosome. The record is from RefSeq and is a predicted model, not a curated record. Bases 380 to 1156 code for a protein of 258 amino acids.
AUUUUGCAAUGGCAGUCUAAAACCCUACUCAAAGAUCAAAAUCCCUUUCGAUCUUCGCUUCGUUUAUCCGCCAUUUUUAUCAGCUCAUUGCUCGUUCAAAACGUCGACGUUCCGCUAACUUCGUCGUACAUGGUGAUCACCAGUUGCGUAUAGAUCAGUGGAACAAGAAGAAAGGAACUUCAACUAGUGGUUUUCUGGCGGAAAAACUUUCAUACAAUCAGCAAGUUUUCUUGGGAAACGUGAAUAUUAGAUUGAAAUUUCGUUUCCGGGAUAAAUUCAGUUUCAAACACGUCUCUAUUUUUCUGAAAGGGUUUCGGCGCGUUCCGAAUCGCGUUUCCCGGUUUCCCCGUUUCAGGACGUUUCGGAAACGGAGCCAGAAAUGAAGCUUAUUCGGGUAGCAAUACGAUCUCUAAGUGAUGGAUUCUAUCAUCAUCAUCAUCAAUUUCAUCGGUCCAUCACUGCCCGAACCCUUUCCACCGAUUUAAAUCAUGGUCAAGGGAAUGAUGAGAACAAGGAUACCAAUUCAUCUGAGUCCAAUGUUGUGCGUCGCAUUUUUGGUGGGAUCUCUGAGGAUAAUGCCUUCAUUCAGAAUCUUGACAGUAUUGAGAAGGCUCGGUUUGGAAUGGGGACGGGUUCUACUGAAUUCGGAGGUGAUUACAGUACGUUGCUUGAUGGGAUGGAGAAGAAACUGAAUGAUGCAGCUAAAUACUUUGAAUUCAAUCCGGAUGAGAUUAACCAAGAAGAUUAUACCUUUAGAACAGACAUGAAUUUUAAGCCUGGUGUGACAUAUAACCCCGAGGAUCUUGAUCUUAGAAAACCAGGAGUUUGGAAACCUAGCAAACGGCCUGAGUUUCAAGUAACUACAGAGGAGGUUCUAAGGCAAGCAGAUUUCCGGAAUGUGAGAUUCCUUGCGAACUUUUUGACUGAUGCUGGAAUACUCAACAAGAGGAGCAAGACUGGAAUUAGUGCGAAAGCCCAAAGGAAAGUUGCAAGGGAGAUCAAGACAGCCCGUGCUUUUGGAUUGUUGCCUUUCACAACAAUGGGGACAAAACAAUUUGCAUUUGGGCGAACGAUGGAGGAUCUUGAUGAGGAUUUUCGGUUGGAAGAGGAGUAUGACACCCGAGCUGCUGACUUGGUUCAGGAUCCUGUUGAAUGAUAGCUGCUCGCCUAUGAUAACUGUUAAAUUUCAGAGUAUUUAAGUCAGCACAUGACCCCAAUUCAACAAGCUUGACGGUGUGUAGUCUUUUGUAUUCAGGCAAGCUAGUGAAAUUAUAUGGCCGUUAUGAUGCAUCAUUACUUGCUUUUCGUUUUGAUUUCUCCAUUAUGGAUUGCUUGGUGGGUUACUUGUGGUUCUAGAUGUCUGUAGAAUAUUUAUUCACAUCGUCUGAUAAUGAAGAUGAGAUGCAGAACUAUGUCAUUAAACUUGCUCUUGUUAUACAAGUUCAAUGAUCUAUACUAUUUCUUUCUUCUGCUA